Messenger RNA from Polyodon spathula (Mississippi paddlefish), 3107 nucleotides. RefSeq names its product transmembrane protein 150A-like. The transcript is spliced from 8 exons. The coding region runs from base 434 to 1255 and encodes 273 amino acids. The record is from RefSeq and is a predicted model, not a curated record. NCBI's taxonomy places the organism in Eukaryota, Metazoa, Chordata, Actinopteri, Acipenseriformes, Polyodontidae.
GAGCACAGGCGUCAAAUCAAAUUACAAAUAGGAACUAGCCAUCCACAAAGCGCACAGUGAGCCCGAAUUGUUGAGACUUGCUUACUGGAGUUUAGUUUUACGAGCAGGAUUGUGAAGAUCUGCUUUAUUAAGCUUUUAUGUGGAAAGACUGACUGGCUGAAGUGGACAGAGGGUAGAAAAGAGGCACGCAUUUCUUAGAAAACAGCAUCGCUGCAAACUGAGAGGACUGUGUGUGUGUGUGUGUGUGUUUAUUUUUUAUUUUUCAUUCUGGGAAGGAGAAUCGGAGGAGCAAUAAAAAGGUGGAUGCUGGUGGUUAUGCAUUAAAUCCUCCAGUUCCUGGAUUCAAUGGUGAUUAAAACCCCAGCUGUGUGGGAGAAAAGAAGGAGGAAUAUUUGGGAAGGUAGACCUUCUCUGAGGGCCCCCCUGGCUGGCAAUGUUCCUGUGGAUGCUCCUCCCGGCCAGCCUGCCUGUCUUCACCAUCACCGGGAUGUGGAUAGUAUAUGCCCUGGCUGUGUUCAAUCAACACGUCUGCCCCGUGGAGAACUGGGUGUACAACCUGUCUUGUAAGGUGGAGCUAGCCGAGCAGGAAGGCCCUGAGUUUUGUUGCACCCCAGACAACAUCCCGCUGGUCAGUAAGUGUGGGACCCUGCCCCCCGAGAGCUGCCUGUUCAGUCUCAUCUGCAGCACAGGCUCCUUCAUGGUGAUGGUGGUUGGGCUGCUACGCUAUGCCCAUGUCACUGAGAAGCACCAGAACUGUUCCCUCAACACCGCCGCUCUGUCUACUGGCUGGAUCUGUGCCGCCGGGCUCAUCGUCGUUGGAAACUUUCAGGUUGACAAUGCGAAGGUGCUGCACUAUAUAGGUGCCGGCAUUGCAUUCCCCACCAGCAUGCUGUUUGCUUGUCUCCAGUCUGCGCUGACAUACCGCCUGGCCAAGACUGGCUGUGAAUAUGGAGUGGGGCACCUACGCAGCAGUCUGACCCUGCUCGCCUUCAUCACACUCGUACUGAGUGGCGUGUUCUUCGUGCAGGAGAGCUUUGAGCUGCAGCACGCCGCUGCGAUCUGCGAGUGGAUCUUCUCCUUCAUCAUCCUCGUCUUCUAUGGGACGUUCGCCUUCGAAUUCGGGGGGGUGUCGAGCGGGACCUUGCUGGUGCUGUUUGGGGGGGACCGGGACUCCCAGGGGGGCCUGCAAGGGGGAGGGGGAGUCUCGCAACAGCAGCAGAGAAUCAAGCAACCUGAGAGCAUCGGAAUGCUGUAGAGACUGACAGACGGACACAUGCACUGUGAAAAUUCCGAGCGGCCAGCACAGGGGGGAGGUUCCAAGAGGGGGGUGGGGUUGGGAGGGGGAUUACAAUGUCAUUUGACCCUCCCCUCCCCUCCCUUACCCACCAAUCAAACCCCUAAUCCAGCUUUAAUGUUGCAUGUUGCUAAGUGACCAAAGUUUCAGAUGAUCUAGGACAUGAGUUUCUGCAGAGACGGAGCCAGAUUUCUAUUUCUCAAAGUUUUAGUAGUGAAAGUGCACUGUGUUCUCACUGCCUGCAUUCCCUGGAAACAGACAAGUCCAUGGGUGAUGGGGUUAAUGAACCAUGGAGAUCACAAUCCAAGAAGAACUAGUACUGACCAGGCCUGACUCUGCUGCUGCUGCUGCUUAGCAUUCUGAGAUCAGAGCAGAUCCCAAUCCAAUAAGCAAUAGUACUGACCAGGCCUGACCCUGCUGAGAGCUACACUAUAGCCAUGUACCCUACCAACCAGCUUUGGGAAAGACUGUGAUCAUGAAUACUUUUGGAAUGAAAAUGGCACUAAAACAUGGGACAAGGAGUGAAGAUGCUGAGGGGACUGCAAACCAAAACCUUUGCUGACAACAGCCUUGACAGUCUUUUAGAUCUAGUCUUUCUGAGGUAAUGUCUAUGGUGCUAGAACUAACCAAAGAGAAGCCAAACCCAAGAAGUGCACCAUAGAACUGACUGGAUCCUUUCUACCUCCACAAACACAACAAAGCGCCAUCUGGUGUUAAUGCAAGUGUGGAGUACUGGGUUUGUUUGCCUUACAAGAGAUUUUAUUAAAAUUAGUAAUCCAUGGAUUUAUAUUGAAAAGAAAAACAAAAAACAAUCACGACUUGGUAUUUCAGUAUGCUUUCAAGUGUGCUUUUCUAUUUGAAUAUUUGUAUCUCUUAUAAAUGCUCCUGGUCUGGAUUAAAUCAAAAUGAUGGCUCUGCUAUAGCAGCGCCUUAAACUUUGAUUUGAUUCUGGCCUCUGUCUCCUUUUUCAGGAACCUUAAAUUUGAGCUUUUGCACAAUCCUAUUUUAUUUAAGGUAGGUUCCUUGAGUACAAAUAUUGUGAAGUUGCAUUCUUCUGAAACUCAACGCUAUGCUGAUGGUACUCCCACCCUAUUGGGGGGCGCUGUGAUCUAAACGAUAAAAGGAAUCAAAGGGAAUUUAAUACAAAAAACUCAUGAAGUGCCAAUUGUUUUAUUAUGCUUUUUUUGGGGCGAAUAUUGCCAAAGAGGGAGGAACAAUGUCAUGCAGCUCCAUUAGCUUUGCAAUUUUGAAAUGUACAUUACGUAUGGCUCCACUCUAGGCUUUUCAAGUAAUCUGGCAUUUACUUGGUCAUUUCACCCAGAGAGUGAAACAGUCCCCGCCCUUUCAAUGCCUUCUUUCCUGUCGUUAACCAACCAGCUCCUUCCCUUAUUGACUGACAUGCUUUGACUCAUUGGAAGUGAAAUAGCAACAGCCUUCCUGAGCGCAAGUCAAGCAAACAGACAGCUUUCUUUAACAUAGCGUCGGACAAGAUCCUGUUUUAAAAUGAAAUGGAAAUCAUACCAACAAAACCCAAUUCCUCCUCCGCGUGGUCCUGACCAGCCGAUCCAAGCAUUGAUAAACGUUCGUCGCUGUUCGUAUUGUUAAAAGAAACCAAAGACUAGCUGUGUUGUAUAAAACACAUUUAAUCUGCAUUUAUUCUGAAGCAGAGAAACAAAAAGUGUAUUAUUCUAUUAGGUUUUGUUACAAUAUUGUUAAGUGAAUAAAGAGACUAUAUGGACCAAAAGUUUUUUUUUUAAAAAGUGUCUGUCUCUCUACAAUCUUUGGGUUGCAAUAUCCCCCCCAAGCUACCCAC